AUGAAAGAGCUCCGUCCGACUGCUGGGCAAGAUCUAUCUCCACACGAAGGCAAAGAUAGCUGUAAAGAUAUCUUCCAAUUGGUGCUGAAGGAGGCAACACCGGUGUCAUCAGAAGAACGACAAGUUUUUGAGGAUGAGCAUGCCAAUCAUUCGGCUUCGGGGCCUGGAGAGUCGGCAGGGAAAGACCUUCGCAUUCGAAUGUCGGAAAUUGGAGAUCAUAUUAAGUUUGAUCCGGUUACCCUUCCAGACUUCGGUCACGGGAGCCUAUACUCUUCUUCCGUCAGAUGUCUGGACGUGGACUGGAUCGUGGGCUUGAAGGACGAUCGGAAGCAUGGCUUGCAUGUUUAUCACCAACCCGCCUUUCCCACACCGGGGUUAAACAAGGGAAUGUUAGCAUCUGGAAGGCAUAACCUUAUGACUUCGCUGUCUAUUGCUUCGCGGGCGUCGGUAGACCGAAACGUGGGUGCUGAGGAAGGCAGAAGAGAUUUUCCGAAGCCAGGAAAUUACCGCUCGACUGGUGAAAUCGAUGGUGUGGAUUGUUCGGCGCAUCCCUGGCUCGACUCCACAGGUCCCUUCAAAGGCAGUCGUGGACCAUUCCACGUCGCACACCCCUCGAGGCUCGUCGCCGCAAAUACGUUACUCGUACUGUUGUGCUCAGUUGCAACUGCCAUGCCAAUUGAACCUUCUCUGGCUGCGCAUCCAAAUGGCAAUACUCUAGCGUCACACCUGGCGAAGAAUGGGUCGACGACGUUCUCCCGGGCCACAAGUAUUGAAAUUCUCAUAUUCGCAAUCGGGUGGCUCGUUUGCGCGUGUCUGGUAGUGGGGGCAAGGUAUUGGCUUGCCGUGUGGAAUCUGCUCGCGCCUGCAAUGGCCGUUUCGAGCAUCGCCUUCGUGAUCAUGAGGAAUGAUACGGCCGUCCCAGCAUUGGUGUCUUGGAUGGCUUUCGCCGUAUGGGUCACAGCCACCUCGACGUACAUCUGGACCGCCAAAUACCGCCUUAGCCCCGCUCGUUUCCCACUGAUUGACCGGGAUAUGCAUGUACGUCAUUGCCGUUGCUCAAGAUUCAUCGCUCCAAGAGGGCCUCGGUACGGCAAUUCCCCCGUGUGCCGCCUUUUCCGUGUACACUUGCAGGAUCCUAUGUUGCGUGGAAUGGAGCUACCUAUUUCGUGUUUUGGUUCGUUUGGCGGUCGACGAAGCUAUGUUAUGCCGGGCAACUGGGUAGAGAAUGUUCAAUGGCGACAUCCGGUCCGCACUGAUGCCGGAGGGAUGGAUUGA
Messenger RNA from Trematosphaeria pertusa, 1275 nucleotides. RefSeq lists its product as uncharacterized. Bases 1 to 1275 code for a protein of 424 amino acids. The transcript has 5 exons. The record is from RefSeq and is a predicted model, not a curated record. NCBI's taxonomy places the organism in Eukaryota, Fungi, Ascomycota, Dothideomycetes, Pleosporales, Trematosphaeriaceae.